Molecule: messenger RNA, 1124 nt
Organism: Gryllus bimaculatus (two-spotted cricket)
Lineage: Eukaryota; Metazoa; Arthropoda; Insecta; Orthoptera; Gryllidae
Source: the annotation of a GenBank genome assembly
UGGCAUGAGAAUGGAGAAUUUGAUUUGCCUACAAUGAUCGAUUACAUUCUCAAUGAAACUCGGAGAGAGCAAUUAUAUUACGCUGGCCACUCUAUGGGGACAACUGCAUUCUUUGUGAUGGCGUCUGUUCGACCCGAGUACAACCGCAAGAUUCGGGUCAUGUGCGCCUUGUCAUCAGUAACCUUUAUGAAUCACAUGGAAAGCCCCAUAAUCAGGAAUAUAGCCUGGACUAAUCGCGGGGAUGAGUGGUUGUUAAAUGCUUUGGGAAUAUACGAAUUUCUGCCAAAUAAUGAAAUAAUUGAUGCUGCCACCAGGAAGGCAUGUCAAGACAAUGCACCAACGCAAGAAGUGUGCUCUAAUGUUAUGUUCCUAAUAGCAGGUUGGGACUCGCAACAACUUAAUAAGACACAACUUCCUGUUAUAUUGUCUCACUUUCCGGGAGGAGCCUCUACUAAACAAAUUCUACAUUAUGCUCAAGAAGUAGUUUCUGGACAAUUUCGACAAUGGGAUUACGGCGUAAUCUCUAAUACGUAUUUUUAUGGAAGCUCGAAACCACCAAAUUACAAUCUGACCAGAGUCACUGCCCCAGUAGCGAUUUUUUACAGUGACAACGAUUGGCUGUCCAAUAUUAUAGACGUGAAAAGGCUGCAAGCUCUACUAACGAGAUCUGUUGUGAGAAUGAUAAAAGUACCUUGGAAUAAAUUCAAUCACCUGGAUUACAUGUGGGCCAUAGAUGCUAAACGUCUCGUAUAUGACACUGUGAUACAAACAUUCAGAGAAUAUCCAUUAUGACGACUUUCAGCAAUCUAAAAUGCAAUAAAGAUCAUCUUUACCACUCAGUGCUUUUCUUCAGAGAAAUUGAAAGUGUGAGUAAGGCAUCAUUGAAAAGAUUCGUGAGGAGAAAAAUGACUGUCAGAGAGAAAACAUAAUUUUAAUAAACUAUUAUACGUAAUAAUAGUUGAAAUGUAAUGUAAUUUCCGCCAAUUCCAGAGCUAUUUACAAUUGUCAUCAAACGUGGAGUAAAAAACAAUGAAUUGCGGGACUGUAAUAUUUGUUUCUGCGUUAUACAAUUUUUUUCUCAUGUAGAUGCUAUUAAAACUAUUUAAUCUAAAUGUUAAUUUUAC